This is a messenger RNA of Epinephelus lanceolatus (giant grouper), 4589 nucleotides long. It is a transcript of the gene smim22, whose product is annotated as leucine rich repeat containing 2. Gene Ontology annotation, molecular function: protein binding. NCBI's taxonomy places the organism in Eukaryota, Metazoa, Chordata, Actinopteri, Perciformes, Serranidae. Gene Ontology annotation, cellular component: cytoplasm. The record is from RefSeq and is a predicted model, not a curated record.
GUCACACACACACACACACACACACACAGUCAGAUGUCAGUAAACAAGCAGCAGAGAGCAGGACGUUAACGGGAGCUCACAGGAGCAGAGAUGGGUCUGGGGACGAGGUUGGAUGUGCCUGUGGGCGACGUCUCUCUGAUCAGAGGACUGUGGGAGGUCAGAGUGAGGAAGUACAGACAGAGACAGAAGAAGGAGCAGGAGAGGAUCGAGCAGAGCGCGCUGCCAAAGAUCGACCAGCAGUGGCAGUAUCGUAUCUACUGUAAGACACUAAAGAGCAAGGAACGCACCCUGCUGCAUCAGUACCUGGAGAGAUCUACUCUGUCACCUCAUUUACAGCCACACACAGAAUCAGGGCAGGAGGAUCACACAGACGAGCAGGAACAGAAAGAUCCAGAGCAGAACAAACUCAUCUUCCAGCUGGACGGAGAUCAGUGGAUGGACUUCCCGAGGGAGCUGCAGUGGAUGACCUACCUGAAAGAGUGGCACGUCCAAGGGACAAAGAUCAGCCGGCUGCCUGACUACCUGCGUCUGUUCACCCAGCUCACCGUGCUCGAGAUCCCCAAAAACGCCAUCGCCGAGCUGCCACCUGCAAUCGGUAAACUGACCUGUCUGAAGGAAUUAAACGUCAGCUACAACCGUCUGAGCAAAGUUCCACCAGAACUCGGAAACUGCGAGAACCUGACGAGACUUGAACUGACGGGAAACCUGAACCUGUCGGAGCUGCCGUUUGAGCUGAGCAGCCUGAAGCAGGUGGUUCACCUGGACAUCGCAGAGAACAAGUUCAUAUCGAUCCCCAUCUGCGCUCUGAGGAUGAGCAGCCUGCAGCUGUUGGACCUGAGCAACAACAGUCUGACCGACCUGCCGCAGGACAUGGACAGGUUGGAGCAGCUGGUCACACUCUUAGUCCAUAAGAAUCAGCUGACGUACCUCCCUCAUUGUCUCACCAACAUCUCCACGCUCAAGAUGAUCGUCGUCAGCGGCGAUGAGCUCAACUGCAUCCCAACCAAACUGUGCAGAAACCCCGACAUCAAGUUUAUCCGACUGUACGACAGCCGAGCCAGUGAAGAGAAGAAGAAGAAAGAAGAGGAGGAGAAGAAGAAAGGGAAAAACAAGAGGAAGAGGUGGAGUCAGCGGAAAAAGGAGGAAGUGAAAAAGGACGGCGGAGAGAAGGAGUUCAUCGAGGCGUACAUCAACUCGCUGAAGGACAGAGACACCAUCCCUGAAGCCACCACCAAGGUGUCCAUCUCCUGCCUGCUGUGAGGAAGAGGAAGAUGAUGAAGCAGCACUAGAAAAGAUAAAAACACGGUGAAACAGUUAAACUAAUGGAUGUGUCAUGUUGUGCUCACACCAACCGAAUUUUUGUGUUUGAACACUAGAAUAUUUUCUGAUGACUCACUUCAUGCGCAAACUCAUGUCAUACGUGCGUGAAAUCACUAAAUUGAUGAAUGAACUUCCGCUGGUACUUCCUUGGCGCCAUACGUCCCCGGAGGAUCUCAAUGCUGAUUGGCUAUCGUGGCACAAAUUGGUUGGUGAAGUUUUUUUUCAGCUCUCGUAAAUAGGCGCUACUCACUUCAUUCAUGCAGCUUUAUUCGCACUUUUUUCGUCAUUUGCGUUGCGUCCAACAUGUCCAUCGCAUCCAUCACGCUGCCCAGCAGGACUUAGCGUGUAGUCGUGUCUCUACAUUGACUUUAUUUUACUAAUUCACUUUCGCAAAUUGUUUUAUUUGCACCAGGCACACAAACAACAUUAUGCUGUGUUCACUACAAACACAAUGUGAAUUUUCACAUCAUGUUACUUGGAGCAGUUUGAACACCAGAAUAUUUUGUGUUGAUCCGCUUCAUUAUUAAAUUACUGAAUCGAUGAAUGAACUUCCGCAGGUACGUUCUCGGCAUCAUACGUCUCCAGAGGAUCUCAAUGCUGAUUGGCUAUCGUGGCGCGAACUGGUCGCUUGCGUUCAGUUUUUUCAACCCUCGUGAAUAAGCCUAUGAUGUGAAAUCGCUCUACUUGCUUCAUUCGCACCGCUUAAUUCAGGAAUUUCGUGUCAUUCGCAUCUUUAUGUUGACUUUAUACGAAAUCCACUUGUGCGAGUUGUUUUAUUUGCGCCCGGUGUGAACGCAACAUUAGAGGAAGUGGAAACUCAGAGAUGAGUUCAGAGCGCUAUGAUGUCUGAGUCAGGUGGUUUAAUGGGAGUUAAUUUAUUCCACAACAAUAACAAAAAAAAACAGAAGAAGAUGAGAAGUCAAGUAAAAAUUUAAAUGACUCACGUUCAACAAUCGAGUUCAUCGUAAAAAUCCACAGGCAUAGACUUUAUCAUUAACUAGACACCAGACACCAAAAUGGCGGCUGUUAUUCCAAAGGAGUUGCUCACCUCGCGCAUAUGCCAAUAAAGUUUCUUGAACGUCUCCAUGGCAACAAGUAAAACAGUCCUGAGGGUUGUAAAUCAGCGGCUUGCUGUGUCUGCCCUCGCAGACGUUACAUGAUGACAGUGAACUCGUCACAGUACGUACGACUGAAGUCAGCGAGGGCUCAGUCAGCAAGUCCAGAGGCUGGACAUUUGGAUUACGUUAGCAUGUUAGCACCUCCUGUUGUCUGUCUUGAAGUCAGUGUGUUUUUGGUUAGAUGGCUGAAAUAAGGUCUGUGUUGACAUCAGCUGAAGAGACUUUCACGUCACGCCUACAGACAAACGUCAUCACUCUGUGGAGACAUCAUUUAAAGGCACUUAUUUAAAAAAAAACAAAUCUCACACCUGCCACCGUCGGCUGUAAAAACAGUCCCUCGCUCUGAAAACAGAAACACAUCAUGAAAAUUCAGUUCACAUAUUGUAAUUACCUCCUGCAAGGAGGUUAUGUUUUUUUAAGUAAAUGAUCACAAACGUUGCCAAACAUCGGAACUUCACAAAAAAAACUACUCACACAUUUUAAACAGAUUGUCUUGUGUGUGUAUGAACUCAACGUCCACACCAUUCGUUCUCCUAAGAAUUAGCUAGUCUCAUGUUCCAAACGAAUCACAGAGAAAUGUUAAAUUACGUCGUAGUUAUGACAGUAUUAACCUCGCUAAAAUUAUCUGAGCAAAAAGAAAGUGGAACGAUCAGAGGCUAACGCUAACGUUAAGUAAGCGGGCACUUUGGGUAAAGAGCUAAAAUUAUGUUGUAAUCGUUGGUGAACUUUAAUGACGUUUAAUAAGCUGUCCCAAAGCGCUAAUGUUGGUAAUCUUAAACAAGUGGAAUUUGGAGCAACAAGUGCGCUAGCUAACGUUAGACUCCGUGGAAAUAAUGUUGACAGCUAACGUUCAAAAGGUCCAGUUGUGAUGGCUAACGUUCGCUAAAUCAAACAACUGAACUGUGGCAGGCUCAUUAACAGUCCCAAGCUUGACCCAUUAAAUAUUUUACACUACUAUAAGAGAUUCUUACCUGAAGGUGUGUGUGGGCUCAGGUGUGUUUCAUGUUAGCUGGGAGCUUUUUUUUCUUUGCUUUCCUCUUGACUCCGUCAUUGUGGACUCAGACCCAUAAAGAUGGAGGCAAAACACUGAAUUUCAUCAAAGUCAAGUCAAAUUACUGACGUGUCAAAUCAACACAACAUUUUAAAUGUCUAAAAUCUUUAGAUAAACAAAAAGUAAAUAAAACAAACAAAAAAUAAUUACAAAAAAUAAAUUAUGAGCACUAAGUCAAAACAAAAAUUCUUGCACAUUUAUACUUUAAACAUAAAAGUACGUAUAAAUAUAAACACCAAUUUGUUCCCACUGUCUCAGUAUUUUGACUUCAUAAAUCAAAAUUUUGACUUUGGAUUUUUAUUUUUUCAUUUUUAAAUAUUGAAUUUAUUUUUCUUGCCUUGGCAGUGACGAACUUCCAUAUUUUUGAGCUGUUUGAGUGACUGAAGGUUUUAUUUUUUUAAACAACUGUAGUUUAUUUUAUGGAUUUAUUGAUUCCUGCUGACUGAGAAUUAAUUUUUGCUUUUCAAAAAUAACUUCAUUCCAAAAUCAGAUUUCCAACAAAUGAACAGUUUGAUGUAAAUUCACUGACGUUCACUGCUUCACUAUUAACCCUUUCACACCAUAUAUACACACAUUAUUAACCCUGUCAUAUUGUAUAUUUACAUUAUAAACUCUGUUCACGAACAGAUUGCCAUAAUGUCUGUGCAGUGAGUAUCGUGAUUUAGUUUGAACGUUUUAUUUUAUUUAACUUUAUUUUCUCCUCAUAACACAUCAGUGAAAUAUUUGGGAUAAACUGGAUUUUAUGGUUUAAGAUGAGAAUGUGACCAAACAGGAAACGAGGCUGAAUGUCCGACAAAUAAAGGAGAAGUCAACAGGAAACACUUAUUUACAUGUUUUAAUGUGUGUUGCCUGAUUUCAUUCAGUUUAUUUAUUAUUUAUUAAACACGGUUUGUAAAUUUGUUCGAUUCUUUUUCAUUAGAUUUAUUUUCAAAAAUCAAAUUAUGGAUUUUAAUUAAUUUCAGCAAAAAAAAAGUGUAAAUAAGAAUUCUUACAAAAACAGUGAUUUUAUUCCCUUCAGAAAAAAAUGUUUAUACUUUUAUAUUUGUGUUGUGUAACUGAUUUUCUGUUUGACGCUUUGAGACGUUUGUCUGUUUUUAUUC